Aspergillus uvarum CBS 121591 is the source of this 1580-nucleotide messenger RNA. RefSeq names its product NAD(P)/FAD-dependent oxidoreductase. NCBI's taxonomy places the organism in Eukaryota, Fungi, Ascomycota, Eurotiomycetes, Eurotiales, Aspergillaceae. Bases 224 to 1534 code for a protein of 436 amino acids. The record is from RefSeq and is a predicted model, not a curated record. The transcript is spliced from 2 exons. Gene Ontology annotation, molecular function: sarcosine oxidase activity; saccharopine oxidase activity; flavin adenine dinucleotide binding.
AGAAAAUGGCAAUAUCUCAUGAUCCAGCGACUUGGCGUCUUGUGUCCUUAUAAGAGUCAGUCUGACAGUGAACCAGCCUGAUCUUAUCACAUUCAUUCUUACCUAUGAAUACGAUAAGUCGAGAGGCAGUUCUCUUCGCCGCAUAAACCUCUCCAGAGUCGCCACAUUCGCCUUCUUAUCCCGUCACAUACCACGUCCGAGGCCACCACACCGCACGUCCACGAUGGUCACGAACGACUCCUCCAUCCUAAUUGUCGGAGCAGGCACAUGGGGCUGUUCCACCGCCCUUCACCUCGCUCGCAGAGGGUACAAGAAUGUCACAGUCCUAGACCCCUACCCCGUCCCGUCUGCCAUCUCGGCUGGAAACGAUGUGAACAAGGUCAUUUCUUCAGGGCAAUAUAGCAACAGAAAGGAUGAAAUUGAAGUGAAUGAGAUGCUCGGCGAGCAGGCCUUCCAGGGCUGGCUGAACGACCCCCUCUUCAAGCCAUACUACCACGACACGGGCCUGCUAAUGUCGGCUUGCACGCCAGCUGGACUGAGCCGCCUGGGUGUCAAGGUCAGACCCGAGGCAGAUCCGAACCUCGUCGAAAUGACUCAAACAGAGCAGUUCCAGAGUCUCGCACCCGAGGUGCUCAAGGGCGGUUUUCCCGGCUGGAAGGGAUUUUUCCUCCGCUCCGGUGCUGGCUGGGCCCAUGCUCGCAAUGCUCUCGUGGCCGCUGCGAGAGAAGCACAGAGACUUGGUGUAAGAUUCGUGACCGGCAACCCGGCAGGCAAGGUGAUCACGCUGAUCUUUGAGAACAACGACGUCAAAGGCGCCGUCACAGCCGACGGCAAGAUCUGGCGGGCGGACCAAACGAUCCUUUGCGCUGGUGCCAACGCAGGGCAAUUCCUGGACUUCAAAGAUCAACUGCGUCCGACCGCUUGGACGCUGGUUCAUAUCGCGCUGACGCCUGAAGAGCAGCCGCUCUACAAGAACAUGCCCGUUAUUUUCAACAUCGAGAAAGGAUUCUUCUUCGAGCCGGAUGAGGAGAAGGGAGAGAUCAAGAUCUGCGACGAGCAUCCCGGCUACACCAACAUGAUCCAAUCCUCGGAGGGCAAGUUGCAGAGCCUUCCCUUCGAGAUGACGCAAGUGCCUCUGGAGUCCGAAAGGCGAGUACGGGCGCUUCUCGCGGAAACGGUACCUCAACUUGCAAAUCGCCCAUUCAGCUUUGCGCGCAUCUGCUGGUGUGCCGAUACUGCAAAUCGCGAGUUUAUCAUUGAUCGCCAUCCACAACACAAGUCCCUCAUUCUGGGUUGCGGCGCUUCAGGCAGAGGCUACAAAUAUCUGCCAUCAAUUGGAAGCUUGAUCGUCGACGCUAUGGAAGAUAAGGUUCCGGCGAAGGUCCACGAGCUGAUUCGGUGGAGUCCAGAGAUUGCCUCCAACAGAGAUUGGAAUGACACGCUGGGCAGAUUCGGAGGUCCAAACAAAGUCAUGGAUUUUCAUGAUGUGAAGGAAUGGACGAAUGUAAGAUACAGGGAUAUAUCCAAGUUAUAGUGUGGCCAAGUAGAGAAGAGACAAUUCCAAAAUUUGUAAUCCGAGG